Molecule: messenger RNA, 6384 nt
Organism: Frieseomelitta varia
Lineage: Eukaryota; Metazoa; Arthropoda; Insecta; Hymenoptera; Apidae
Product: collagen alpha-1(XI) chain-like
Exons: 19
Coding region: 579-5987 (1802 amino acids)
Molecular function (GO): extracellular matrix structural constituent
Source: RefSeq, a predicted model, not a curated record
AAUUAAGGUUCAAACUAUGUACAACAAAUAUCUUGUAUGCAUUUAUAAAUUUCCUUAAGAGCAAAAAACUAUAUGGAGUAUAUAAAAUAAAUAAAAAUGAUUACAUUAAAUUCCGUACGUACUGAACGAUUCAAAGGAAAAGAGAACAAGGAAUUGUCAGUCAGCCCCUUCUCUACACAAUAAAAUCUCAUUUAUAUUGAAUGGAUUUCUGUAACAUAUUUUCGUGGCGCAACGUGUCAUCUGAAUCAGUGUCAAUAGAAGAAACGCGGGAUUGUCAUUAAAAGGCACAUGUGUGGAAUGCAUGUGUAUGGUUGCAUCGGCGUUUACGAGAAAGAAAGGCGGGGAGACGGAAUAUUAGAAAGGAGGGAUCGAAGCAGAAGAAGAGGAAACGCAUGGGAAGGGUGCACUGCAUUGUGACAACGAUUACAUUCAGAUAAAUUCCUCGGCUUUUCGCAUCCGGCCUACGAUCAACGUUCGUCGUUUGUUUCACCGGUGGUGCGCGCUCUUCUUUCUUACGGUGACCGGUAUCAGAAGAGAGUAUCCCUGUAAAAAUCAUGAUUUGACGAAGAAAGGGUAGCAUGCGGCGGGACCACGUGAAGCAACAAUGGAAAACACUGCGAUUGCCUCGCAACAUCCACUACGUUCCUUGGACACUUUGUCUUCUCGCGGCAUUAGGGCUGUACCCGGUGCUAGCCGACAUUAUUUUGCAAGACAUAGAGGAGAAUAUCGUGGAUCUGAUGGAUGGCACCGGAAUGCAACAAGAGCCGGUUGGCGUGACAGCAACCGAAAAUCGUUGCCGCAGAAAUGACACGAUCGCAUACGACAUCGCGGAGAGCGCGCUGCUGACGAUCAAUACGAACACUCUGUUCCCUAAUGGCAUACCCCGUGAUUUUUCCAUAUUGGUCGUCGCCAAGCCAAAAAUCGGAUCCCCGGUCGCCACGUUGUUCGCGAUCUACAGCGACAGCGGUGAGGAACAGUUGGUGCUGUCGUUGGGCAGUGACGUCACUAUUUACUACAGCACAACACCGGACGACGAGGACAAACCGAUUUCAUUCGGGAUUGACAUUGCCGAUGGGAAGUGGCACCGUUUAGGGAUCAGCGUCAAAGGCGACACUGUCACGCUGAUCCUCGAUUGUGCCCAGAGACAAAUUUCCAGAGAGUUGCGUCGAAGGCUCGACGAGACAAUUAGCGUCAGCGGUAUCAUAAUUAUCGGCCAACAGAUCGUCGAUGGCAAUAUGUACACGGGUGGUUUGGAGAUGUUGAAGAUCGCUCCGAUACCAGAUACAGCGUACGAAAUUUGCACGGUUCUCGCGCCAGAUUGCAGGAACGCGAGGCACAGAUUAAAACACGGUGAUUACUUAAACGCGAGGAAUUACGACUCUCUCUCACGCACCACCGUAUCUACUUACCGCGAAGGUACAAGUAUCGGCGAUAGUCAGACAGUUCCAACAUCCAGUUACGCUUUUUCAACCAGUAGAUCGUAUUAUCAAGCGAGUAACAACAAUCUGAACUUGUCUGAAAAUUAUGGCAGAACGUCUAGACCUAAUGCUUCGUACAACGAGCAAGAUGAAAAUACUGUAAGAGAGAUAGAGGAGUAUGAGGAUGGAAGCGAAGACAGGGUCGAGGACGUCGAGGACGAGUAUAAUAAUUUAGCUUACAAACCCGCGAACGUAACGCACGCGGCGAGGUCAACCGUGGCGACGUUCCUUCAGAAUCAAAGUGCCGUUUUCAACAGCGUUGCUUCAGCCACAGUAGAUCGCCAUCAAACGACAACACCGGAAAUUUCUGAAACUUCCGACAGUUUGACUGGAGAAAAUCAAGGAGGUUUGAAAUACUCGGAAUCGUCGGAAGGAUCGUAUUACAAUUCAGUUUAUUAUAGUAGCAGAGGUCCAGUUGGGCCACGGGGAUUCCCGGGGCCUCCAGGCGCGCCCGGGCCACCCGGUAAAAAAGGAGAACCAGGAAGAGAUGGUUUGGCAGGUUUGCAAGGCGCUCCCGGUCCAUCAGGGAACGUGUUUGUAAUACCAGCACUGAACCAACAAGGAAACGAGAAGGGGCCAGACAGUCAGACGGAAGCUCUCAGGCAAAUCCUUUCGCAGCACAUGAUGGCCAUGAGAGGUGCCGAAGGUCCAAUGGGCCUGACAGGUAUUCCUGGACACGAAGGGCCACCUGGAUCUCAAGGUCAGAAAGGAGAGCCUGGAGAAAUUGGCGAGCCUGGACCUCGUGGUGAAAGAGGUAUUCCUGGAAACACUGGCAGAGAGGGCAGACGAGGCCGACCUGGAAGAGACGGAGAAAGAGGUUUAAGUGGACCACCAGGAAUGAAAGGAGAACAGGGUGUACCGGGCUUGCCUGGCUUGCCGGGAGAUAAGGGCGAAAGAGGAUUUGUAGGUGCGACUGGUGAACAAGGUCUACCAGGCCACGAAGGAAUGCAGGGUGACGAUGGCCCUCCAGGGUUACCAGGUUUACCGGGUGAAAUGGGACCUAGAGGAUUCAUAGGACCACGAGGUUUCCCUGGAUUGCCAGGGAAUCCCGGUAUUCCCGGAAGCGAGGGUCCAUCAGGAGCAAAAGGCAAUACUGGUCCACCGGGUCCUCCAGGCGUACCUGGUUCUCCGGGUCCAAUUGGGCCUAUAGGUCCACCCGGACCUCAAGGUCUUUUGGGUCCAACCGGUUUAGUUGGGCCACAAGGGAAACCUGGAAUUCCUGGUUUGCCGGGAGCAGAUGGAUCCCCUGGUCAUCCAGGCAAUCCGGGUAUUCCUGGAAUGAAAGGUGAACAAGGAUCUCAGGGACCGCAAGGACCGAUAGGUCUACCAGGAAUUCGCGGCGUAAAAGGUGACGAGGGCAAACGUGGAAUACCUGGUGAACGCGGGGAAAAGGGAGAGAAAGGUCCGGAAGGAGAGAAAGGCGACGUUGGUGCAAAAGGAGAACCUGGAUUACCAGGUCCACAAGGAAUUCCUGGGUUGGAAGGUUUGGAGGGACCGAAAGGUUUCGAGGGGCCACGCGGUGAAACUGGAUUAGUUGGAUUGCCUGGUGAGAAAGGUAAAACUGGUUCCCCUGGCUUUAUUGGAUAUCCGGGAAAUAUUGGCGAGAAAGGCGAUAAAGGCCAACCGGGCAGAGAAGGUCCUAACGGAGAUAAAGGAGAAAGGGGUAACAAUGGCGUGCCAGGGGAACGCGGUGAGCCAGGACCUCGAGGAUUUAGAGGUGCUCGUGGAAGAAGAGGUGGUGAAGGAUUACCAGGGCCAAAAGGUGACACUGGACAACCAGGUCCUCCAGGAUUACAAGGAGAACCCGGUCCGCCAGGAAUCGAGGGACCUCGUGGAUUUGUGGGACCCCCUGGACAACCUGGCCUUAAUGGGAAAGAUGGAAUUCCUGGUCCCCCUGGUGAACGUGGACCAGUGGGUGAUUCUGGACCACCUGGUCCUUCAGGAGCGCCUGGUGUUAUUGGGCCGCAAGGUCCAGCUGGUGAACCCGGACAACCAGGAGAACCUGGAAUUUCAGGGAAUCCAGGAACUCCCGGAGAACCAGGACCCUCGGGAGAACAAGGCAAAGAGGGACCAUCAGGACCACCUGGUCUACCAGGAAAAGAAGGUCCACCAGGUCCCAGUGGUUUACCAGGAUUUCCUGGUGAACGGGGAUCGACUGGUCUACCGGGAAUGCCAGGUGUAAAAGGAGAAAUAGGACUACCUGGGUUACAAGGUCCGUCAGGCGAUAAAGGUGCUCAAGGAGAGUCUGGAAAAGAUGGCGAACCUGGACCUCGAGGAAACCAGGGACCAAAUGGACCACCCGGGCCAGUUGGAUUGAAAGGCGAUAGAGGCGAGCCUGGACCAAACGGCCCUACUGGACGAGAUGGUCUACAAGGACAACGUGGUUUGCCAGGUCCUCCCGGUCCCGUUGGAGUUCCAGGAGAAGAUGGCGACAAAGGAGAUAUUGGACCACCUGGUGAAAAAGGAUUCAAAGGAUUUCAAGGAGAGACAGGUCCUCCAGGACCGCCUGGCAUACAAGGACUUCGAGGUGAACCUGGUGUUAUCGGUUUACCAGGUGAAAAAGGACCACCUGGAGAAAUUGGAAGACAAGGGCCAAAAGGCGAGGAUGGUCCCGUUGGUGCGUCAGGUCCUCCCGGUCCCGUAGGGCCGCAAGGAUUGCCUGGUCCACCAGGAUUAAAAGGAGAAAUGGGAGACAUUGGUAUGACUGGUCCUGUGGGACCGGUAGGAAAUCCAGGUGGACAAGGUCCGAGAGGUCCUAAAGGAUCUGAAGGCUUACAAGGGCCUCCAGGUCCAGAAGGUCGUCAAGGACAAAAAGGAGAGCCAGGAACGCCAGGACUUCCAGGUCUAAUAGGUUCAGAAGGAAAACCAGGUGAAAGGGGCCCUCCAGGUCCAAAAGGAGAAGAAGGAAAAAGUGGUCCUCCAGGACCACCUGGUAGUCGUGGUAUAAAUGGCCCAGAAGGGCCGAAAGGUAAUGCAGGAUCACCUGGUUUUCCUGGACCUCCAGGAGAACCGGGACCAAUCGGUGCAAAAGGAGAGCCUGGUAGGGAUGGUGAAGAUGGUAAACCGGGAGAUCCUGGACUACCAGGAGAAGUUGGUCCUCCGGGGAAAGAGGGAUUACCUGGUCCUCCUGGAAAACAAGGAUCCGAGGGUCCAGCGGGUGUGCAAGGAAGUCCAGGUUUACCGGGCGAAAAAGGAGACGUGGGUCUGUCUGGAGCACAGGGAUCUCCUGGUUCCACAGGACCUCAGGGUUUUCCAGGACCGUCUGGUUUGCCAGGUGUAAGAGGAUUGCCAGGACUUGCUGGAGAAAAUGGUCCACCAGGAAUGCCAGGUGCUGUCGGUGCUCCAGGAAAGGUUGGACCGAUUGGUCCGAAAGGUCCAAAGGGUGACAGAGGUAAACGAGGGCCUAAAGGACAUCGAGGUGAAUUGGGACAGGUCGGAGUCAAAGGAGAACAGGGCGAGAAAGGAGAACAAGGACCACGAGGUGCUCCAGGAGCUGAAGGACCCAAGGGCAACCAAGGGCCAGCAGGUUUAACAGGAUUUAAAGGAAACGAUGGGCCUGCAGGGCUUCCUGGAAUGGAAGGACCGCCUGGAUUUAAAGGAAAUGCCGGGAAUGAUGGACCAAAAGGCGAAACUGGCCCUCCGGGACCUCCAGGCCCUCCUGGACCACCUGCAGAACAACCCAUGAUCCCUCCGGAAUUGUUGUUCACGAGAGAACAAAUUUUGCGAAGGAGACGUGAUAUUUCGACAGACACAAACGAGGAAGACGAGAAAGAAAAGAAUUCAGAAACAUUGAACAAGGACGAUCACAUCAAAGAGGAAUUUGGUCCCAAAUUCUUGGAUAUGUACAGUUCUAUAUACGCUAUGAGACAAGAAUUGGAUCGAAUACGAAAACCAAUCGGAAGCAAGGAGAAUCCUGCACGAACUUGUAAAGAUUUAUUUUACGGUCAUCCUCACUUUCACGAUGGUUGGUACUGGAUCGAUCCAAAUUUAGGAAUGGCUGACGACUCCGUAUACGUGUAUUGCAACAUGACGAAUAUGGGUGAAACCUGCGUGUAUCCUGACACUCACACCAGUCAAAUGCCCAAUAUACCGUGGAGAAAGGAAAAUAACAAAACCGAUUGGUAUUCGAAUUUGCGCGGAGGAUUCAAGAUUACGUACGAAACAAUUGGAACAGUACAAUUAAACUUUCUGCGUUUACUGAGUCAAGAUGCCUAUCAGAAUUUCACUUACACCUGCAUCAAUAGCUUCGGUUGGUACAACGUCUUGGACUUUAAUUACAAUUCCUCUUUACGGCUGCUUGGCGCGAACGAAGAUGAAUUUUCGUACACUGGGAUCAAUCCGCAAAUCGUAACAGACAAUUGUAAAACCCGCAAGAGCAAAGGGGAAACGGUGCUUCUGGUUCAGAGCAGAAAGUUGCAACAGUUACCGUUGAUAGACUUUUACCCAGUCGACUAUGGAUUGCCGCAUCAGGCGUUUGGUUUCACGGUUGGGCCAAUUUGUUUCAAGUAGAUCGAAUUGUCGAACUUCGUAUUGGCUAACUGAAGACUGAAACGUUAUUGUACAACAUUCAUCGAUAAUUGUUUUCUACUAACUUUCUUCCCUCAGUUAUCGCAAUAUCAACGUAACCAGCAGAUAAUUUAUUAAUCGUUUGAACUUAUCCUUUGCCAAUAGUGAGAACAUUUACUUAUAUUUUUCUCAUGUACUUAUAUUAUCAUUAUUCUCUUCGAAUCUAAACAUUCGGAAGAAUAGAAAAGUGCCAGUAGAAUAUAAACAUCGUUGUAAUAUACAACGUUAACAUUGUUAUUUAUAUAAUAAAUGUGUAUAUGAUAAUAAUUACUGUAAUCACUGCCACGAGUACGUGACUUACGUUUUCACACGUUUAUAAAUAAAAUGCAAUAACAGGUAA